Molecule: messenger RNA, 907 nt
Organism: Pseudoliparis swirei
Lineage: Eukaryota; Metazoa; Chordata; Actinopteri; Perciformes; Liparidae
Product: E3 ubiquitin-protein ligase TRIM39-like
Exons: 1
Coding region: 168-839 (223 amino acids)
Molecular function (GO): protein binding
Source: RefSeq, a predicted model, not a curated record
UCUCCCUCUCUGAAGACCACCUCCACCUCCUCCAGAGUGUCCAGUCCCUCAACAUCCACCAUCCACCACCCACCAAGGACUGGUCUCAGGUCAGUGUUCCUCCAGCAUCACAUGAGGGGACUGUGAGGAGAGCUGUGUCUCAGCUGGAGGAGACGCUCAGUAACAAGAUGAAGACGCUGGUUGAAGUGAAGAUGAAGACGCUGGUUGAAGUAAAGAUGAAGACGCUGGUUGAAGUGAAGAUGAAGAAGCUGGUUCCUGAAACUGAGCUGAAGAGGGUCCAGAAGUUUGCAGUGGACGUGACUCUUGAUCCUGAAACAGCUCAUCAUCAACUCAUCCUGUCUGAUGACAGGAAACAAGUGAAACAUGCUCAGGUAGAGCAGCCACGUCUCCCCGACAAUCCACAGAGGUUCUCUCACGGUCUCUGUGUUUUAGGAACACAGAAGUUCUCUUCAGAAAAACUUUAUUACGAGGUUCAAGUUAAACAAAAGACUGAAUGGUUUUUAGGAGUGACCAGAGAGUCGGUCAACAGGAAGGGAGACAUCUCACUGAGACCUCAGAACGGUUACUGGACUAUAUGGUUCAUAAAUGGAAACGAGUAUAUAGCUCUUGAUGGUCCUCUAGUUCUUCUCUCCCUGAAGUCUCGGCCUCAGAAGGUGGGGGUGUUUGUGGACUAUGAGGAGGGUCUGGUCUCCUUCUAUGACGUAGAAGCUGCAGCUCUCAUCUACUCCUUUACAGGCUGCUCCUUCAAGGAGAAACUCCUCCCAUUCUUCGAUCCUGGUCUUAAUUAUGAUGGUAUAAACUCUGCUCCUCUGAUCAUCUCUCCUGUUGGAGUAAACUAAUCACUUCUCUCACGUCCCUCAAGGGAAGCUAUUUAGACUCAACCCUGUGUGGGUUAAUGGAAUUUUAA